CGUUAAACAUGGCUUCAUCGUCUAAGCGUGCGCGUGUGAACCUUGUCUCCGCUGAAAUUAUGUUGGAGAAGAUCUUUAAUGAUGAAAACUCCGCUGAUGGGAUGGACAGUGGAGAAGAAAGUGAUCUGGACCGACAGCUAGAAAAUGAGAGUGGGGAAUCGAGUUUUAGCGAGGGAGAAGUUGAAGAUGACGAGCGGCCGGAGGAGGCUAGCACUUCCACUAAGGAACCCAUGGCUCCUGUUGCUGGCCCCUCUGCUACUUCUACUGCUGCCUGUCCAAUUCCCCCUCUCAAUUCUGCCACUCCUCUUGGUCCUGGAAGAUUCCAUGGUGCUGGUGCUGUUGGUGUUCCUGCUUCUCAAGAUUGUGGUGUUCCUGCCACUCGAGGUCGUUCAAGUGGUUCGGCUGGCCGUAGGAGUGUGCGUGGUCGCACUCGUACUCCUGCUCGUGCCCCUUUCAAAUCUUAUAAUGAUCAUGAUGUAAGCAAUCCCAUUCCUCCUUUUACUCCUUCAAGGCCAGCUGGAAUCCAUUUUGAGCGGCCUCAACUCAGGAGCACCAUGAAAAAGGCGGUAGAGUUUUUUAACCUAUUUUUUACAAUUGAAAUGAUAAACAAUAUAGUUGCACAUACAAAUAGUUAUGCUUGGGAGCAUAUAUUUUCUGGGUCCCAUCAGAGUUAUACAAGCCCUGAUGGUAGUUGGAAAGAGACCACAGCUGAUGAAAUAAAGCGGCUGAUUGCUCUUAUCAUUUAUAUGGGGCUUGUUAAGAUUGGUGAUGUUGACAAGUAUUGGAGCAUAAAGACCCUAUUUCAUGGUCUCUGGGCAAGAGCAAUCAUGUCUAGAACCAGAUUCAAAGCCCUAAUGGCCAUGUUGCAUGUGGUAGAUCCCGCUAAAGAAGAUAAAUCCCAUAAGCUGCGUGAAGUUGAGUCCUUUAUUGAUUAUUUUAAAUCUAGGUGUCUUGCUUUGUACCAGCCCAGACAAAAUUUAGCUAUUGACGAGCGCAUGGUUAAGUCUCGCCACAGGUCUGGUAUACGUCAGUAUAUCAAAGACAAGCCCACCAGAUGGGGUAUUAAAUUGUGGGUAUUGGCUGACAGUUCAAAUGGUUACACUGUAGACUUCAAUGUCUACAUUGGUAAAGUCACUGGGCAGGAAACUAGUAAAUUUGGGUUAGGUUAUGAUGUAGUGAUGAAACUUAUAAGGCCUUUUCUAAAUCAGGGUUACCAUUUAUUUGUUGAUAACUUUUAUACAUCAGUCAAAUUGUUCAAAGAUUUGUUUGCUCAGGGAGUCCUUGCCACUGGUACCAUGCGGGAAACCAGGAGAGACUUUCCAGCUGCGCUCAAAAACAGUAAGGAAUGGGCUAAGGGGAAAGAAAGGGGUAGCAUGCGUUGGGAAAGAGAUCCUCCUUGUUUGGCACUUCAGUGGGUGGAUAACAAAGUAGUUUCAAUGUUAACAACUAUAGAUAGAGCUAAUGAUCAUGGUCUGGUCAACAGGAAAACAAAGACAGAUGGUGUGUGGAACACAAGGGAAGUAUCACAACCUAAAGUUAUAGAUAAUUACAAUAAGUUUAUGAGUGGGGUUGACCGAUCUGAUCAAAUUCUAACUACAAAUAGUGCACUACGUAAGUCCAUGAAGUGGUGGAAAACUUUGUUUUACCACCUAAUUGACAUGGCUGUAGUUAAUGGUUUUAUUCUUUUUAAAGAGCAUCAGGCUCAAUUUCCUGACGAUGAUGCUCUUAAAAGGCCCUCCCAUUAUUCUUUGGCUGAUUUCCGGGUAGAAAUUAUUAGACAAAUCUGUGGUUUCCCUGAUUAUGGUAGUCCACCUGCGAAUACCACAGUGGAAUCACCCCCUCCUGCCCCAGAGGAGUUUAUAUCUGUCCAUAUCCCAGUUUUCUCUAGUACUCAGAGACGCUGUGUGGUAUGUUAUAAAGAGGGUAGGGGAGAUUUUAGGGUUCGAUCCUAUUGUGAUGCCCCUCAAUGUCAGAAGUAUAUGCAUGUUAGUAAGGGUUGGGAUUGUUUUGCAGUGUUUCAUUCUAAGAAGUACCAUCACUAAAUUUUGGGUGUACCAUAUUUCCCAUACUUAGAACAUUUUGCUAAUAUUUUUUCCAAUGUUUUCAGAUAUUGUGUUUCUCAAAAAUAUCAAAAAAAAAA
Pocillopora verrucosa is the source of this 2140-nucleotide messenger RNA. RefSeq names its product piggyBac transposable element-derived protein 4. The record is from RefSeq and is a predicted model, not a curated record. Lineage: Eukaryota; Metazoa; Cnidaria; Anthozoa; Scleractinia; Pocilloporidae.